Messenger RNA from Pristis pectinata (smalltooth sawfish), 996 nucleotides. RefSeq names its product protein HEXIM1-like. The transcript has a single exon. The coding region runs from base 84 to 914 and encodes 276 amino acids. Gene Ontology annotation, cellular component: nucleus; nucleoplasm; cytoplasm. The record is from RefSeq and is a predicted model, not a curated record. Gene Ontology annotation, biological process: negative regulation of cyclin-dependent protein serine/threonine kinase activity; negative regulation of transcription by RNA polymerase II. Gene Ontology annotation, molecular function: cyclin-dependent protein serine/threonine kinase inhibitor activity; 7SK snRNA binding. NCBI's taxonomy places the organism in Eukaryota, Metazoa, Chordata, Chondrichthyes, Rhinopristiformes, Pristidae.
GUGGGAGGGAGGGAAUGAUGAGGAUGAGGAGGAGGAGAAACUUCUGAGGUUGCCCCCCCUCCUCCUGACGGGCCGUGUGGGGAAUGGGGGAGCAUCAGGCGGCGGGUGGCACCGGGUGCCCGGGCGGUGAAGGCUGGCUCCUGGGCGGCCCCUCCGCUGCCCCUGGGAACAGUGAGGAGGAGGAGGAGGAAGAGGAGGAGGAGGAGGUGUCGAAGCCGCCGGCGGAGAGCGAUGCCCCGCGCCAGGCGUCUGUUGACCGGCACGGCGUCCCCAGGCAGCCCAAGAGGAGGCACCGGAGGCGGCCGUCCAAGAAGAAGCGUCGCUGGAAGCCUUACUUCAAGCUGUCGUGGGAGGAGAAGAAGCAGCUGGAUGAGAGGGAGAGUGUGCGGGCGGCCAAGACCCGCGCCGAGAUGUUCGCCAAAGGCUUCACUGUGGCCCCCUACAACACCACCCAGUUCCUCAUGGAGGAACACAACCAGGAGGAGCCCGACCUCAACACCGGCGUGUGCCCCAAGCGCGUCAACAAGUCAGACGAGACAAGCGAGGAGGAAGAGCUGGACGAGGAGGAUCAGGACAGCGGCAGCGACGGCAUGGGAGGCAACGGCAGCGAAUUCCUGCAGAGGGACUUCUCCGAAACUUACGAGAAGUAUCACGCAGAGAGCCUGCAGAACAUGACCAAGCAGGAGCUGAUCCGGGAGUACCUGGAGCUGGAGAAGUGCCUGUCGAGGCUGGAGGACGAGAAGAAUCGGCUGAGGGGCCGGCUCGAAGGCAUGAAGGCGGCCAGGAGCGCAGACGCUGCGGAAAUACAAAUGAAAGAGAUCGAGCACGAAGUGGAGCUGUUGAAGGCUGAAAACGAGAGACUGGAGAAAGAAAACGAACAGUAUAAACAAAGAUGUUUGGAGAACGGAGAGUAAAACAAGUUCGGACAUUAAGUUGAUGUUAUGUAAAUAUUUUAAUUGAUGUAAGCGUUUUAUAAAAAUGCAUUGGAAGAACACA